CACUGAAACGCCUCCAUGGCUCGUAGCCUUCACCUCAACUCCGUUCUUCUUUCCUUCUAGCUCAAAGCUAUACUGAUCCUACUCGCACAAUCACACACUUGCUUGGUGUAGUUAAGCUGCAGAGUGAGGGAGGGAGAGGUUUGUACUCUGCAAAGCUGUUAAUCUUGCUGCAUCCGUAUAGUUGUGGUGAAAGUAAAGAGGGCAAGGGAGCUGGAGGAGUAGUCGUGGGCGGGGGCGCGGCUCACCGGUCCGACACCGACAUGCACAGAGCGUCACCGUGGCACUCCCACCGCAGCAAGCGCGCACCGUUCGACGCCGCUCUCUCCGCCGCCAACAAGCUGCCCUGGCCGUCGCCGCACCGCCCGGCCAACCAUGACGUCCUCCUUCCUGGCCUCUUCUUCCUUUUCCGCUUCGUCGCCCCUUUCUUACCUGAUCCCUGCAAGGCUGCCGCCUCCGCCUCCGCCUCCCCUUCUCAUGGGAUACGGUGCCAAUGGCGUUGGCGGUGUGCCAGUGCCGAUGAGUGGCGUCGUGGACGCAGCGAGUGCGGCGGCGGUGGCGCCGCCGAGGCAGGGAAGCAGGCACGCUGGGACGGGGCACCCGCCGCCGCCGCGCCCGCCGCCGAGGCAGUGCCCGCGGUGCGGCUCCGCCAACACCAAGUUCUGCUACUACAACAACUACAGCCACGCGCAGCCGCGGUACCGCUGCAAGGCGUGCCGCCGGCACUGGACCGAGGGCGGCACGCUCCGCGACGUGCCCGUCGGCGGCGGCCGCAAGAACAGGCGCCGCGGCAAGGGAGGCGCCACCGCGAAAGCCUCCUCCGCAGCGACGUCGGCGGCUGCGUCGCACGGCGGCGGCAGCGUUGACACGUUCCCGGACAUCCUGCGGCAGGUGCUGUUCCAACCGGCCGCGGCCCUGACCGGGGGCGGAUACAGCAUUGACCUGCGCGCGUGGCAGCAAAUGGCCGCAGCCACCGCGCCGCCGCAGGGCACCGGCGAUGUCGGCGCGCUCGGAGGAGCAUCGGCGGACGCCAACUGCGGCGCCUUGCAGUACUGGAGCGGGUGGCAGCAAGAUGACAUGCCCGGUCUGGACGGGGCCUGAUAAUUAGUGCUUGCAUGAGUGCCUAGCUACAUACGUAUAUACGUACGCGUACAGUACAUACCCACCAGUGUACGUCAGUAGCUUGUUUCGCUACAUGGUGCACACAUCCUUCCUCUAGCUGUUUUCUGCAUUUGUAUCUUGUUAUUAUGUGCUUGCUUGUAACAUUACUUAUGGCCUUAUAUCCCAAUUAUCAUACUGCUAAGACGGGGGCCUGUGAGGGUAUUUUUCAAUGUUAGUAUACCUAUGUAUCUUGGCCAAUUUGUAAACC
Phragmites australis (common reed) is the source of this 1366-nucleotide messenger RNA. Its product is annotated as dof zinc finger protein 2-like. The transcript has 2 exons. NCBI's taxonomy places the organism in Eukaryota, Viridiplantae, Streptophyta, Magnoliopsida, Poales, Poaceae. Gene Ontology annotation, molecular function: DNA binding; DNA-binding transcription factor activity. The record is from RefSeq and is a predicted model, not a curated record. Gene Ontology annotation, biological process: regulation of DNA-templated transcription. The coding region runs from base 373 to 1098 and encodes 241 amino acids.